Molecule: messenger RNA, 910 nt
Organism: Nicrophorus vespilloides
Lineage: Eukaryota; Metazoa; Arthropoda; Insecta; Coleoptera; Silphidae
Product: chaoptin-like
Exons: 2
Molecular function (GO): protein binding
Source: RefSeq, a predicted model, not a curated record
AUGACGACGAAGAAGGUGCUGGUGCUGUUGGUGAUGUUAGCCGCAACCGAAGGCGAAAAGAUCUGCAAACCGGAAACGUGUCGAAGCGUUUAUUGUCCAGCGGGCAGCAAUUACACGACAAUCCUUCUAACAGGAUGCACGAGCGCCGAAGAGAUCAUCUUCGACGGGAACGAGCUGGACGUGAACAGCUGGGACGACUUCCGAAUGUCGCGCAUCGGAAAGCUGUCGCUUCGUUUCAACGUUCUUCGCGACCUCCCAGCGUCCGCUUUCGCGAACAUCCUCAUCGACGACCUCAUCCUCUCGCACAACGAGCUGCGCGUGAUCAAGGUCGAUCACUUCGUCGGCGUUUCCUCGCUGAACGCUCUCUACCUGGACAACAACCUCAUCGAGGUCGUGGAAUCGAUUCCGUCGACGCGCAUCCUCGACCUCUCGAACAACCGCAUCAAAACCAUCGGCGAAGACGCCUUCCUUCGGUCCGGCCCCAACUUCUGCCAAUAUCUCUACCUGAAGAACAACCGACUCGAUAACCUGCGCUUCCUGAAGAACCUCAGCGAUCUCUCCGUCCUCGACAUGAGCAACAACAACAUCACCACCCUGAACAAUCGCACCUUUCCGCCGAUGGAGAAUCUGCAGGUCGUGGACUUCUCGCACAACUUCAUCAUACACGUCGACCUCGACGUCGCCGAAUUCAGGAGCCUUCGCACCUUCCAGAUCCUCAUGUCCAAACAGGACGAGCUCAAGAUCCAUUGGAACGAGAUCUUCGUUCCGCUCAAUCUGUACCAGCUCUACAUCGUCUCCAUCCUGACGUUCACCAUUCCCAUCAUCAUCGUCCUCUCCGUCAUCAUACUCGUCCUCAGCUGCAAAAAGAGAAAAAAACUGUUCAAAGACACAGAAAUGAAGAUAUUAAAAG